Acanthopagrus latus (yellowfin seabream) is the source of this 7278-nucleotide messenger RNA. RefSeq names its product extracellular leucine-rich repeat and fibronectin type III domain containing 1a (gene elfn1a). The transcript has 3 exons. Gene Ontology annotation, molecular function: protein binding. The record is from RefSeq and is a predicted model, not a curated record. Lineage: Eukaryota; Metazoa; Chordata; Actinopteri; Spariformes; Sparidae. The coding region runs from base 1134 to 3506 and encodes 790 amino acids. Gene Ontology annotation, cellular component: plasma membrane.
UAGCUGAUACUUUACACUCCGGCUGUCUUCGUUAACUUGAACCUAUUCAGUUUUUAUAAUACACCGGCUAUCAUGCGUUUCCACUCCGGCCGGAUAACCCUCCCGCCAUCCGUGAUGAACCUGCCACCAUUUAUAGCCUCGCGGUGACAAACAAUCUUCUUAGGAGAUUUAAACUUUGCCUCGGCUAGACCGGAGGAUCAACAUGCGCUCCUCUCGCACUUAUUCCCCGCAGUUUUCCAACUGAAUCCUCCGUGCCCACCUUCCCUCACCGCCUCCCCCGGCUGUGCGUGAACGCCGGUGUCAGCUCUCGGUGUAACAGACGAGCCCAGGCAGGGCUCCGGGUCUGCUCAGCAUACAUAAAGGCGAGCGGUGAGAGGAGCUCAGCCCCGAAUUAAAUCACUCACCGCUAAAUGGAUCUUUGAGACUCUCCCUUGACGCAGUCAGCUGCCGCUUUGUGCGUCUUCAAAAACCGAGAACAGAAAACUGGGAUUCUCUCUCCUUUUCUUUUUUAUGUUAUUCCUGUUUUUUUUCCCGUAUCAUCAUCAAGCAGAAAGAUCUCAUGUUGUCUUUAAACAUGUCUUGUGUUCGUGGUGACAUACAGUAAAGCCGCCAGCUUUGUGCCGGGGAGAGAAGAGGCUCGCGCUCCGCGAUCGUCAAGCAGAGUUCAAGAAGAGACAUCAGUGAACAUCUGCACUGCUGGAGGACACCAGGGAUGCUCUCUCACACUGUGGACUUCAACCUAGAUUACAGAGGUUAUUCCUCCGUGCACAUGAGAGAGACUCAGAAGGGAAGACGGUAGCAAAAACAAUAAAAUGAGACCAUUUAAUGAUGGUAACCUUUAAGGAGAAAAGCACAAGCCAGCCCGAGAUGGUGAAUUCUCUUUCAAGCAUCACCAAAAGCUCCCUGCAGGCGAACCUCAAUGAAAGAAACUCAGUGUAAGGGCAGGCACUCGACAUUUUUCUGAUUGGUACAUGGGGACAAAACCAUCCAUCGAUGAAGAGGAGACCAAUAAAAGGAUUGUUUCUAGUCCAUGAGAACAGUUGAACAUCCAGCUGAUUUCCCUACUAGAUCACCUCAGCUGUACUGAUACCAGAGCAGUAUCACCUUCCUCUCGUUUUAUUUUAGCCCUGCACAUGACUCUCAGAGAAGCACCAAUGGCCUGCAGCUUAGGCAUGGUGAUGAGUGCCUUGUUUUGGUCUGUAGCCAUUGUAUAUUUGACUCAAAUUGGCAGAGUCAGCGGAGACUGCUGGUUAAUUGAAGGUGAAAAGGGCUUUGUAUGGCUUGCAAUUUGUAGCCAAAACCAACCACCUUAUGAGGCCAUCCCCCAGCAUAUCAACAGCACCAUUGUGGACCUUCGUCUGAAUGAAAACAAAAUCAAGAGUAUCCAUUAUUCUGCCCUUAGUCGCUUUGCCAACUUGACCUACCUGAACCUGACAAAGAAUGAAAUCUCCUACAUCGAGGAUGGGGCCUUUUCUGCUCAGUUUAACUUACAAGUCCUUCAGAUGGGCUUCAACAAGUUGCGGAACCUGACGGAGGGGAUCCUCAGGGGUUUAGGAAAGCUGCAGUACCUCUACCUCCAGGCAAACCUGAUUGAGACUGUGACACCCAAUGCCUUUUGGGAAUGCCCCAACAUUGAGAACAUUGACCUCUCCAUGAAUCGAAUCCAGCAGUUAGACGGGUCCACGUUUACCAGUUUGAACAAACUGACCACCUGCGAGCUGUACACCAACCCCUUCAACUGUUCGUGUGAAUUACUUGGUUUUGUCAAAUGGCUCUCGGUUUUCCCCAACAGGACGAACGAGCGGAUGGUCUGUGACUCCCCACCUGGCGUCUCUGGUUAUAGCUUGUUGAGCCAGAAUCCCAAUAAUCCGACAUACCGAAAUGCGCUUCACAUGCUCACAACUGUGUGUACUGACGACUACGUGACACCAUUCAUCCCCAUGCCCACCGAGUCCACGACACCCCCACCGGACUCGACGAUUUGUGGGCUGGAAGAUUGUCCCUCAGGCACAGAACCAGACGAGCUCAUCAUCAGUACAACCUACAACGAUGUGGAAGUAAACCCUGUGAUGAAACUGAAGCAAGUAUCAAACACAGGUGCCACCAUCACGGUUCAGAUCCCUCAUCCCUACAAGAAGAUGUACAUCCUUGUCCUGUACAACAACAGCUUUUUCACAGAUAUCCAAAACCUGAAAGAUAUAAAGGAGGACAUUGAGCUAAAAAACCUGAAACCCCACACUAACUACACAUACUGUGUCGCUUCAAUACGUAACUCUCUUCGACACAACCACACUUGUCUGACAAUCACGACUGGCCCUUGGAAUGGAAAGGAGAGAAAUGUGAAUAAUGCAACUGCUACUCACUACAUUAUGACAAUUUUAGGCUGUCUCUUCAGCAUGGUCAUCUUUCUGGGUGUGGUCUACUAUUGCUUGCGGAGGAAGCGUCAGCAAGAUGAGAAGCACAAAAAAGCGGGUAGCCUGAAGAAAAAUAUAAUGGAGCUUAAAUAUGGACAAGAACUGGAAGGAGGGACUAUUUCUCGAAUGUCACAGAAGCAGCUGUUGGCCGGGGACAGUAUGGCACGUAUGCCGUACUUACCCUCUGCAGCUGAAAUGGAGCAGUACAAAUUUCAAGAGAUGAGUGAUACGCCGAAGAUGAUGAAAGGAAAUUACAUGGAGGUGCGGAGCAUGGAUCACCACGAACGCAGAGAGUGUGACAUGGGAAUGCCUGGGAAUAGCCAGGGGUCAGUGGCGGAGAUUUCCACCAUUGCAAAAGAGGUGGAUAAAGUCAAUCAAAUCAUUAACAACUGUAUAGAUGCUCUGAAGUCAGAAUCCACCUCUUUUCAAGGGGUGAAAUCUGGAGCAGUGUCCACUGCAGAGCCCCAGCUUGUGCUAAUAUCAGAGCACCCACAGAGUAAAUCUGGCCUUCUGUCCCCAGCGUAUAAGGACAGCUACCACCACUCUCUGCAGAGGCAUCGGUCCUCUGAUGUCUCGCCAAAGAGGCCCAGUACUGCCACAGGAGGGCCCAUGAGAAGCCCCAGGCCUUAUCGCUCCGAAUCCAAGUACAUAGAGAAAACCUCCCCGACAGGAGAAACCAUCCUCACUGUAACACCUGCUGCUGCCAUCCUGAGGGCUGAGGCAGACAAGAUCCGCCAGUACAGUGACCACCGGCACUCAUACCCCGACGCUCAGAUAGAGGAGCUUGAAGGACCUGACGGCCACAAGUCCUCCAUGUUGGAGCCUCUUACUCACUCCCGUUCCAGAGACUUAGCAUAUGCCCAGCUGCCAUCUCAAUACCACAAUCUAAGCUACUCCUCCAGUCCUGAAUACUACUGCAAACCUUCACACAGCAUCUGGGAGCGAUUCAAACUGCACCGGAAACGGCACAAAGAUGACGAGUACAUGGCUGCGGGCCAUGCGCUGCGUAAGAAAGUCCAGUUUGCAAAGGAUGAGGACCUGCAUGAUAUUUUAGACUACUGGAAAGGUGUAUCAGCCCAACAUAAAUCAUAAACUCUUUAGGUGUUUUUAAAAUGGACCACACAUUGCAGAAAUGACACAAGAACCUCAUCUGACAAUUGAAUCAAUGGAUACUUCCAUAUUAUAAUCAACUACUCACACACACGUGUCACAUUCUCUUUUGACUGUGAGGAAAAUGGGGUGAAGAUUCUUUAAAUUUGUCAUAUUAUGUAAAGCAUUCAACAGGAAAACUUUUAUCUAUUAAAGAGAAAAUAUAUUGCAAAUUAAUAAUAUAUAUGUUACAAUGGAUUAUAGGUUUUAUGGGUAUCGCAUGGCCAAGUCCUGUGACAGUGGAUUUGCUGUUGUGUAAUAUGAAACUACUAUAUGAAGAUAUGUCUACUGAAACCUCAAUGUUUUUUGAGGAACUACCCGGACCCUUCAUUCAAAAAGAACUUUGUUUUUCUUCCUUCCCUGCAUAUAUUUAAUUCAACAAAACUAUGUACAGAUAUGGGUUUCUAUAUUUGCAAUGUUUGCUGUGUAAAUGGAAAAGUAUUAGUGGGUGAAUCAGGUUUUAUCAAAUGGAGCGCUGUUCAUUUAGAAUAACGUGUUGCUGAAGAGCAGCAUAUUCCACUUUAAACCUGUCAGAUCAUUUGUCAUAUUAACCAUCGCCGCCUGUUUUACACCUGUUUUAUUUUUUUUUAUAAUUGUUUCUUUUUUAAAAAAAAAACAAAAAAAAACGCUUUUACAUGCAUUUACACAAGACACAGACGGAUUCAGUUUUAACGUCCCUUCAAUCACACAAUGCAGUAUUCAGUGGAUGGACUCUGAUAGACUGCAUACAGGCAAGCUGCAGUGUAUUUUGAUGCUGUAAUGAAGGUCUUCAGUCGUCAGUUUCAUCAACCAUCCUUUGUAUCUUUAGUACCAAAGUAGUAAAAAGCUGAAAUGUUUACAAUAUUUCUGCCUGGUCUGGGAAUCGUAUGAAUUUUGAGCAGUAGGUCCAUGCUGACUUCUUUUGUUUUUUCUUUUUUCUAUUGUAUCAGUUACUCCUUCAAAAGUGAAAACAUUGGGAAACGAUAACGUCCACACUGAGGAUGUGGUACUGAAAGCCUACAACUAAUCACUAACAUUUCAAGGGGGAAGGCAGCUGCUUUCUGUCGCCUGUGGUUUAGAUAGAGGCAGCUGUCUUUCCCUGCAGGAGAGCCCGAUGGAUGAAUGUAACAGAUACAUAUUCUGAUCUGUCUAUGGCAGCUUUUAUGUAAGGAAAUAUUUAUUUGAUGCUAUUAACGACUGUGUUUUCCAUUCCUUUGCUUCAGUAUUUCUUCCAGUGUAUUAUAUUGCAUAAUGUCUGAUCCGAUAAAUGCAGGAAAAGUAGUUUGUUAUUCGGAUGGGCCUUGUUGCUUGCUGAGAGGUUUCAUUUGAUUUUUACCUGCUAGGCUGUUGAAUCUUUUUUGUAUAUUAUGAAAGCUACGUACCAGACGAAUAUCAACAUGCUAGAGUAAAAUUUGAGAAUGUGAAACUGAAUCCUCUGACUUACUGGCUGUGAAUUUGUAUAUCAUGAAAUUUUUUGAGUAAAUAUGAAACUUAACGCUUUUUACUUUGUAAGAUGUUUAUGUAACUUUUUCCAGAUGGGCUCAUGAUGUUUCAUUACACAUCUAUGAAUGAGAAAUAGAUAUGCGCUUACUUAAUUGCAGGAUUGUAAUAAUGUGGUGUCAGUAUAGGAUUUAGGGUUUAUUAAAAAGCAGAGAGCAGCUCUUUAAAUUUUAAACAGUUAAGCCUCACUUCAGGUAUUUUUAGGGCUGCAGAGAUAUUAAAAAAAAAAAUUUCAAAAUUGCUGUUAUAUAAAAUCUGCUGAAUUGAAAACUUUUUCCCCAAGUCGAUGCAGGACUUCUUGACAUUGUUCCUUGAGUGACCUCAAACUAGUUUUUUAAAUUUUAGCGCAUUUUUAACCACACUUUCCAAAAAACAAAAGAAAAUGCUAUUUAGUGCAUAUUUUCAUUCAAUCCUGUUUCCAGUCAAAAUUUUAGAUGUUAGCUGCAUUAAGAUAAACAGUUGGUGACACUAAUUGUCCGGUCCUAUUUCAUCUUCUCCCAAUGCUGUGCUUAUGAUGUUCUUAGGUUUAAGCACAAAAACACCUCAGUUAUGGUUAGGAAAACAUCAUGUUUUGGCCUCAAAUACCUAUUUUCGUCAGUACAAACACAGCUGUAGAUGUGUCGACUGGAAAACGUCCCAGCAUCUGCUUCAAAACACCUAGUGGAUUCACGCUUAGAGUUGUUGAAAUGCAGUCUCGAACUGCGGCUGCUGGCUUGGCACCCUUCUUGCCUGUAACUCUGCCAUCAUCCCCUCCACCACUCGACGUGAAAGUAGGGGUCGUAAACAAGCGACGGGAACGUGAUGGGACACGUUUUUAAGUAAUGGCAACAUAGCCUGUGAAAUGUACAAAUGUGAACAUAUUAUAGUGGUUUGCAGAAACUGCCAACACGCCCUGGCAACUGGGCUGCGUUUUCUGGGCCGAGUUAGUGCAACCCUCUGUUUAAAAACAUCAGAUAAACCAAAUUGGCUCUUUAUGAUGUUGUAUGAAGGUAAAAUCCUGAUACAACUUUGGCCAGAAUCUGUGGUGCUUUAAACAGAACACAAAGAGGUAGUUUGUCCAGAUGACACACACAUGAUCCACUGAUAAUUUGUUCCUUUCCAUUUUGUUUCGCUCUACAUUUUAUCUCACUUUUGGAACACAUCAGCCCUUUGAGUGUAAAUUAAUAGCAAACACUUGGAUAUCGAUGACUGAAUUACGUGAAAGCAGGACAGUGAGAUAUGCGAGUUGAGGUGAGGAACAGAGUCUGUGAUCUGAUAGCAGAGCUGAGCCCGAGGGAACGACUUUAUCUGGUGACAUAUUUUUUCAUCAGCUCUUUUUUCCUUCCAUUAGACAUCGAGUGUGGAAGUAUAACUGCAGGCAUUAGUUAGCCCAUUUGUAUUUUUUUUUCUGUGUCAUGAAGCUGCGUCCAUUUCAUCUAAGUGUGUCAUGACGCCGUUAUUAUUCAUUAAUGUGAAAUGAAGCAUUCAUGAGCCUGAUGUGUUAUGUAAGCACUUUAUAAAGUGUUAACUUGGUUGUCUGACUUAAUAUUUCAACCGCCUUAAGAUUUUGGGAUAUGUGUACAAGUGUAAAUUUUCCUUUUGUUUGAUUUCAAUGUUGAUACUGUUGACAAGUCUCCAUUUGUUGUUAUUUUUAUAAAAGCAUUUCAGUAUCUUCUGAGAGCUGUCAGGUUUCUAGUUCAUUUAGCUAUUUAGCAACAUGUUUUUUAUACUGCAUAUUGUAGCACUUCUGUGUCUAAUAAGAGUUUAAAGUGAUGAUAAAACCUUUAGAAAGAUCAACAGUUGUUGUUCAAGUGCAUCAAAACAAACAAGAGCACAAAAAUGUGUUUUUUUAUUUUAUUUCUUAAUACUAUGUUAUCUGCUUUCAGACAAAGUACUGUGAAAUAAAGUUAAGGGUGCACAUCAGUAUACACUCGGCAUCUUUUUGAUGACUUUUGGCCAGAAUCACUUUAAGGCCUCUCAAACGUCUGUUGAGCCCUCGAUCCAGCUGUUCAAGCGCCAGUCCCAGCUGCCGGAGAUGAUGACCUCUGAUACUUGCCGUGGCACAAACAUCUCGCUCAGCACUCCUCAGCCUGCUUUCUUUAUGAGCCAGGUGGACUUUUUCUUCAGGAGCCACUGUUUAAUAGGUUACUUCCACUGGAGAUUAAAACCAUGGUGGCAAUGUGACUUAACCAAUCUUGGAACCCGUCAGUUGCCAUUCUGAUGAUGAUUUUAGCUUCUUGGGCUGAUUGUUUUGGGG